GCGGGUCAAAGUAGAAAAAGUGUCAAGUGGGAUAUCAAAAGUUAGGAAUAGUCCCUCUCUAAAGUCCGAGUGUCGUGGAAACUCCGAGUGCCCUCCGCCAUUGAUAAACACCUCUCUUUUUCUCUAUCGUUCUCUCUGCCUCACUAACCCUAGGAGGCCUCAACCUCUUUCCCUGUGACUAAGGCAUGGCUGCGUCUCUGGUUAUGCCUUCUCCUUCGUUUUCGUCCUCGUCAUCGGCAUCGGCGGUGGCUGCUCCGUUCUCGUCGUCUUCUUCUUCUCCGUCUCGCUUCUCGCUCUGUCGUAGAACUUUGCUUCACUGUGACUCCCUCCCUCGAGUUUGCGCCCCUAACACCGUCAGGUGUGAUAUGGCCGAGCCAAGCAAGUUUGGGAAUGGGAAACCAACCAUUCCUAUUCUUAAUGAAAGAACAUUGCCCAAGUUCUUGGAAUCCACUCGAGUGGAGAAAGCAGUCAACAGAAAUAACUCCAAAAUUAAGUUGUUUUCUGGCUCAGCCAAUCCUUCACUCAGUCAGGAAAUCGCAUGGUACAUGGGCGUAGAACUUGGAAAGAUCAACAUAAAGAGAUUUGCUGAUGGUGAGUUUUAUGUUCAGUUGCAAGAGAGUGUACGAGGAUGUGAUGUCUACCUUUUGCAGCCAACCUGUCCUCCUGUGAACGAGCAUCUCAUGGAACUAGAAAUAAUGAUUGAUGCUUGUCGAAGGGCAUCGGCCAAAAAUAUUACUGCUGUAAUUCCAUAUUUUGGGUAUGCCCGAGCAGAUAGAAAGACCCAAGGGCGUGAAUCAAUUGCAGCCAAACUGGUUGCAAACCUUAUUACAGAAGCAGGUGCAAACCGUGUUCUUGCUUGUGAUAUUCAUUCUGGGCAGUCAUUAGGUUACUUUGAUAUUCCAGUGGAUCAUGUGUAUUGUGAGCAAGUGAUUCUUGAUUAUCUUGCUAGCAAGAAAAUUUGUUCUGAAGAUUUGGUAGUGGUCUCCCCUGAUGUUGGUGGAGUUGCCAGAGCACGUGCAUUUGCUAAAAAAUUAUCUGAUGCACCUUUAGCCAUUGUAGACAAAAGACGCCAUGGGCACAAUGUGGCCGAGGUUAUGAACCUGAUUGGUGAUGUGAAAGGAAAAGUUGCAGUUAUGGUUGAUGAUAUGAUUGAUACUGCUGGGACAAUUUCAAAAGGUGCAGCCCUUUUACACCAAGAGGGGGCUAGGGAAGUGUACGCAUGCUGCACCCAUGCAGUGUUGAGCCCACCGGCGAUUGAGAGGCUUUCAAGUGGUUUGUUUCAAGAGGUGAUUGUGACAAACACCAUUCCUGUUCUGGAGAAGAAUUACUUCCCUCAGUUGACUGUUCUUACAGUAGCUAACUUGUUGGGUGAAACUAUUUGGCGUGUUCAUGAUGAUUGUUCUGUGAGUAGCAUUUUUCAGUGAAAUCAUAAAGAAGACGGGAGGCAUUGAUAGCCACAGGCCACUCCUUUUAAAUUUAGUCCCUUAGUGAAUGGCCCCAUUCUCUUGGUCGUUCCCAAUUAUGUUGUCCCCUCUUUUUUCUUUUAGUCUUUCUUUUUAAUUCUAGAGAUAUUUUAAUAACCACAUUUACACACACAGCAAAAUAUUAGGCUAUGUUUGGCAAGAUUGAUAAGAGUUUAAAUCCAUUGUUUGGCAAGAGCUAGGAGAGAUAGUCAGGUAGAGUAAAGGUGUUGGGGGUGGGGUGGGAUCUUGGUCUACCAUAUUUAGUUCUUUUCUGAUUUUCUUCUCGAUAAAAUGAAAAAUUAGAGUACAAUUACUCUUCAA
Humulus lupulus (European hop) is the source of this 1784-nucleotide messenger RNA. RefSeq names its product ribose-phosphate pyrophosphokinase 1. The transcript is spliced from 8 exons. Lineage: Eukaryota; Viridiplantae; Streptophyta; Magnoliopsida; Rosales; Cannabaceae. Bases 186 to 1424 code for a protein of 412 amino acids. Gene Ontology annotation, biological process: 5-phosphoribose 1-diphosphate biosynthetic process; purine nucleotide biosynthetic process; ribonucleoside monophosphate biosynthetic process. The record is from RefSeq and is a predicted model, not a curated record. Gene Ontology annotation, cellular component: cytoplasm; ribose phosphate diphosphokinase complex. Gene Ontology annotation, molecular function: ribose phosphate diphosphokinase activity; magnesium ion binding.